AUGGCUUCUCCUUUAGAACAGUUCGUGGAUAAUGUUAGGACUAUGUCGGCAUCAGGUUCCUUUCGUGAGUUGUGCGAAGUAAUAGGAAAGUCUGAUGAAGUUUUACAAAGAAACACGGCACAUCUUUCAACAGUUUUGGAGACACUUGAUAUUCAGCAACAUUCUCUAGGAGUCCUAGCAGUCCUCGUCGCGAAAUUCUCACUCCAACAGGGUGGUGAUGUAGAUAAAUCGACAAUGUUCAAACAGAUCCAUGAUUUUAUAACCAACUGCAAUGGAGAGCAAGUAAGAUUUUCACCAGAAUUAUAUGCAGAGCUGUGUCAUCAGUUAACAAAUUACUUGGUUGAAAUAAAGCAACCAAUCAGAGGAAUUGAAAUCUUGAAGAAAGCUAUUAGGAAGAUACAGCUCUUUGAUUCACAGCUAACAUCAAUUCAUGCAGAUCUUUGCCAGCUCUGCUUACUCUCAAAAUGCUUGAAACCUGCUUUAGAGUUCUUAGAUACUGAUGUUACUGGUAUUGGAUCGGAGCUUGGUGGUAACAAUGACUCGAAACAUUUCCUUCUGUACUACUACUACGGAGGCAUGAUCUACACUGCAAUGAAGAACUAUGAUAGAGCUUUGUAUUUCUUUGAAGUAGUGGUGACAGUACCAGCAAUGGUGGUCUCUCACAUCAUGUUGGAAGCUUACAAGAAAUACAUAUUGGUCUCGUUUAUUCUACAUGGAAAGAUCUUACCAAUGCCAAAGUAUGCCUCACAAGUAGUGUGCCGCUUUCUGAAGCCUCUAUCAGCAGCAUACCAUGAGCUGGCUACCUCCCAACAUGCUGCUAUCAAACAUCGCGAUACCUUCAUCAGGGACAAGAAUAUGGGUCUAGUGAACCAAGUGUUAAGUUCUAUGUACAAAAAGAACAUUCAAAGGCUGACUAAAACAUUUUUAACACUUUCGCUGAGUGAUGUCGCGGCGCGAGUGCAGCUCACUGGACCAUCACAAGCUGAAAGUUACAUUCUUAACAUGAUUGAAGAAGGUGAAAUAUAUGCAAUGAUCAAUCAAAAAGAUGGAAUGGUGGUCUUCUUGGACAGUCCGGAGAAAUACGCGUCGCCUGAAACUUUAUGUGUGCUAGAACAACAAAUGGCUGCUUGCACAAAACUGCACCAGUAUAUUCAAGAGAUGGAUGAACAAAUACAAGUCAAUCCUCAGUACAUUAAGAAAUCAGUAGGCAGCCACGACGAAGACAUACCAGCCACCAGUCAGAAUUCUAAAACCACUUAUUCAAUGUAA
Messenger RNA from Spodoptera littoralis (African cotton leafworm), 1269 nucleotides. The record is from the annotation of a GenBank genome assembly. NCBI's taxonomy places the organism in Eukaryota, Metazoa, Arthropoda, Insecta, Lepidoptera, Noctuidae.